UUCAAUGUUACAUAAAACCUUCACUAUUUUGCAAAAUGGUUGAAGAAGAAAACAUGAGCAGAGGCGAGCCGUCAUCAUCGUAAGCACCGUCACGUAACAGGAGUUUGGCAACAAGAUUUGCACCUGAACGGGUAAAUGAUUGGUUUAUACUUAUCACUGAAUUUGUCAACCACCCACUCACCCAUCGUUGAUGUCUUGCCACUGAAUUGUCGCUGGUUCGUUGUUGCCUCUCCGGACCAAAUCCUCUGGCUCCUACUCCUACAGAUCCAAUCGUACCGGAACAGAAGGAUGACGCCGGCGGCCGCCGGCGCGGGGGCCAAGCCGUUGGUGCUGCUGUCGCAGCCGUCGGACUCUGGCUUAACACCGGUGAUGGAGGGCCAGUUCAGGUUCGUCCUGGCGGCGGACGCCGACGCGGCGACGGCGGCCGAGGCCCGGGUCCUGUUCGUGCCGGGGCUCAGGCCAGUGACCGCCGACCUCAUCGACCGGCUCCCGGCGCUGGAGCUCGUGGCCGCGAUCUCCGUCGGGUUGGACCACGUGGACCUCGACGCCUGCCGCCGCCGCGGGAUCACCGUCACCAACGCCGGCACGACGUUCUCCGUGGACAUUGCGGACUAUGCUGUCGGCCUCGUCGUCGCCGUCCUCCGCAAGGUGGCCGCCGCCGACGCACACCUCCGGCGCGGCCGAUGGGCCAUGGACGGCGACUACCCGCUCGCCACCAAGGUGAGCGGGAAGCGCGUCGGCAUUGUGGGGCUAGGCAGCAUCGGCUCGCUGGUGGCGCGGCGGCUGGCGGCGUUCGGUUGCGCCGUGGCGUACCACUCCCGGACGCGCAAGCCGCCGCCGUGCCCCUACACGUUCUACCCGACGGUGCGCGCGCUGGCGGCGGACAGCGACGUGCUGGUGCUGGCGUGCGCGCUGACGGAGGAGACGCGGCGCGCGGUGGACCGGGAGGUGAUGGAGGCGCUGGGCCGCGGCGGCGGCGUGCUCGUCAACGUCGGCCGCGGCGCGCUGGUGGACGAGCCGGAGCUGGUGCGCUGCCUGCGGGACGGCGUCAUCGGCGGCGCCGGGCUCGACGUGUUCGAGAACGAGCCGGACGUGCCGGCGGAGCUCUUCGACAUGGACAACGUCGUGCUGUCGAGCCACAAGGCCGUGGCCACGACGGAGUCCAUCCGUGGCGUGCUCGAUACCGUCUCCGGGAACCUCGAGGCCUUCUUCGCCGGGAAGCCGCUGCUGAGCCCCGUCGCGCUCUGAAGACUGAACCGACGACACUACAACGGUUUACUGCCACGGUGUUUGGGGGUAUAUUUGCUGCAAAUAAAUUGGACUGUCGAUAUCACUCUUUUGUUGAUUUGGAGGUUCAUUCAUUGAGUAGCGUUCAUUUGGUUCAGCUACAGUAGUAGUAUUAUUUUGACGUCAGCGUCAUGCAAAUGCAGCUUACAUUCACGAUGCAAUUACAGGCUCUAUUUUUAAGAUUUGCCACGUCCAAUCUUUUUUUACAUUUGAUCA
This is a messenger RNA of Sorghum bicolor (sorghum), 1503 nucleotides long. RefSeq names its product glyoxylate/hydroxypyruvate reductase HPR3-like. Gene Ontology annotation, cellular component: cytosol. Gene Ontology annotation, molecular function: NAD binding; glyoxylate reductase (NADPH) activity; hydroxypyruvate reductase [NAD(P)H] activity. The record is from RefSeq and is a predicted model, not a curated record. Bases 136 to 1248 code for a protein of 370 amino acids. NCBI's taxonomy places the organism in Eukaryota, Viridiplantae, Streptophyta, Magnoliopsida, Poales, Poaceae. The transcript is spliced from 2 exons.